Oncorhynchus masou masou (cherry salmon) is the source of this 983-nucleotide messenger RNA. RefSeq names its product 1,4-alpha-glucan-branching enzyme-like. Gene Ontology annotation, cellular component: cytoplasm. Lineage: Eukaryota; Metazoa; Chordata; Actinopteri; Salmoniformes; Salmonidae. Gene Ontology annotation, molecular function: cation binding; 1,4-alpha-glucan branching enzyme activity. The coding region runs from base 6 to 578 and encodes 190 amino acids. The transcript is spliced from 5 exons. Gene Ontology annotation, biological process: glycogen biosynthetic process. The record is from RefSeq and is a predicted model, not a curated record.
AGACCAUGAGGCAUCCCAAGAAUCGGUCUUACAAAAUCGUCUGUAGCAAUCUGAAACGAUUAUGGACCCCUCUAUGGAAAGGUAAUGAGUUUGGCCACCCAGAGUGGCUGGACUUCCCUAGGAAGGGUAAUAAUGAGAGCUAUCACUACGCCAGACGUCAGUACAACCUGCUGGACACUGACCACCUCCGUUACAGACAGCUCUAUAACUUUGACCGGGACAUGAACCGGACCGAGGACAAGUACGGUUGGCUGGCUGCACCACCGGCGUUUGUGAGUGCCAAGCACGAGGGAGACAAGGUGAUAGUGUUCGAGAGAGGCAACGUGCUGUUUCUGCUGAACUUCCACCCAACCAGGAGCCACACCAACUACAGGGUGGCUGUGGCCUCGCCCGGGAAAUACACCAUCAAGCUGGACAGUGAUGAGGUGCAGUACGGAGGCCAUGGCAGACUGGACCACAACACAGAGUUUUUUACUGAACCACAGCCCUUCAACGAGAGAGACAACUCUAUGCUGGUGUACAUCCCCUGCAGGACAGCUCUGAUCCUGGGUAAUGACGAUACCGAGUCCUGUUAUUAGAGCUCUGCUACGACUGACGCUCGCCACCAGCAGAAACAGACGUCCAGCUGGCGCCAACCUCAAGUGUUAUCAACCAAUCACUGUCAACCAACCAUACGUCACUAAUGCCCCCGCCCCCCCUUUCCCUCCCACCCUUCCCCAUUUAUCACAACUGUUGUGAGUUCCUAUGAUUUUUCCAUACACCUUUGACAAUAGUUAGUAGAUGACCAUAUCAACAUCAUCUGUAACGCAGCAUGGUGUUUCCCACUACAACCGAGUCGGGGCCUUGCUGAAUAGCUGAUUAUAUGUUUAACUAAUAUGAUGUAACUCAGGAUGACGGUUGCAGAAUUCCACUAACUUUCCCCAAAGUUCCCAGGUUGGAAGAUUUCAGGAAUCAGAGAAGUAUAAAGCAGGAAAACUUGGACA